This is a messenger RNA of Cucumis melo (muskmelon), 1953 nucleotides long. Its product is annotated as lysM domain receptor-like kinase 3. The transcript has a single exon. Lineage: Eukaryota; Viridiplantae; Streptophyta; Magnoliopsida; Cucurbitales; Cucurbitaceae. Bases 353 to 1645 code for a protein of 430 amino acids. Gene Ontology annotation, biological process: protein phosphorylation. Gene Ontology annotation, molecular function: protein kinase activity; ATP binding. The record is from RefSeq and is a predicted model, not a curated record.
UUUGCCCACAACACCCGCGUGGAAUUGCCGGAGAAGAAAAUUCUCGUAGGCAUUUAUCUUUCAUUAAUUAAUCAAUAUCGGAACCGUUUCAAUCAUCCUACGUUUGGUCGCGUCUCCUCUUCUUCCUCUUCCCUUUUUUGUUUCGUCUUCUCCGAUCGACAGUGACAUUACUCAGAAUCUCUCAAUCUCUGUUACGCACCAAACCCUAAUUUACUAAUCCAUCUGCAUUUCCCCUUUUCAACCGCCGCCGUUUCCGCCUCCUUCUAUGAUUCUUCCCCCCAAUUCUUCAUUCUCUUUACGUUCUACAAGUCCCUAUGUUUUCUGAUUUCCAAUUCUCGAUUUCGUCACUCCGAUGUGCAAGACUAAGAAGAGCACGGACGUGAUCGACCCUGCCAGCCCUAGAUCUUCUCGCCAUCAACGAACCUCCAAAACCUACGCCUCUUCUUCCUAUGCAGAUCCUUCCAGUUCUCUCAAUUUCACCAGCUACAAUAUCACCACCACCGAUACUAAAUCCAGCACUAAGGGUUCCUCUAAAUCUUCCGCUUCUAGUCGGGCAUCGCUUGCUAGUCUCAAGGAUUCUCUUCCUGAUAACCCUCUCAUUUACGAGUUCUCUGAGAUUCGUUCUGCUACCAACAAUUUCCUCUCUAAACCCUUCUCUUCCUCCUCCUCGUCAUCUUCCUGGAGGUGCUCAAUUAGGGGAAAAGACGUUAUCGUCUUUCAGCGGAAAUUGCUCCGCCCGAUUGAACUGCUGGAGUUGAAGCAUCAAUUGUCUGUUAUCUGCCGGAGCCAUCAUAACAGUUUGGUGAAGCUGCUUGGCGCGUCGAUUUCGGGGAAUUAUAUUUAUCUGGUGUAUGAAUUUAUCGCCGGAGCAAGUUUGGCGGAAUGUCUUCGGAAUCCGAGAAACCCCAAUUUUACCGUCCUCUCGACGUGGAUUUCUCGGAUGCAAAUCGCUACCGAUUUAGCGCAUGGGCUCGAUUACGUCCACCAUUGUUCUGGUUUGAACUCCAAAUUCAUUCACAAUCACAUCAAGAGCUCCAGCAUUGUAAUCACGGAAGAAACCCUAGCUGCGAAGAUUUGCCACUUUGGUACCGCGGAGCUCUGCGGCGAGUUAGCAAUGGCAGAGGAGGAGCGGGAGGAAGAAGAAGGAGAUGAAUUAGAGAUUACGACUUACAGGCGGCCGAAGCGAUCUAACAGUAAGAAGAUGAAAUUGGAAGGGACGAGAGGAUACAUAGCGCCGGAGAUGAUGGCAAACGGGACGAUGAGUCAGAAAAUCGACGUUUAUGCGUUCGGAGUGGUGGUUCUGGAAUUGAUCUCCGGCGACGAGGCGUUGAAGUACAUUUUCGAUGAGGGGAAACGCGGCGGAUAUGUGAGAGUGAGUGUGAUAGAGACGGCAAGAAAGGCGAUGGAGAGUGGGAUCGGUGGGAUUCGGACAUGGGUUGACCGAAGAUUGAGGGAUUCUUUUCCGAUGGAGGUGGCGGAGAAAAUGGUUGUUGUCGGGUUGGAAUGUGUGGAAGAAGACCCAGAUAAGCGGCCGGAUAUGGGUCGGGUCGCUGGAAAGGUUUCGAAGCUGUUUCUUGAAUCAAGCCGGUGGGCUGAGAGCAUUGGGAAAACCGUCGACAUGUCGGUUUCGCUUGCCCCUCGGUGAACGGUGAUAGUGAAACGACACACACUGCCAGAGUAUAUAUUUUUUCUUUCUUUUUCUUUUUCCUCACAUUUUCAUAAUUAAUUGAUUUUUAUUUUAUUGCACAUAAAUUUGAAUUUGGUUUAAAUUUCUGAAGAAGUGUUCAUUAGAUUUUUGGGAGAUUUUAACUUUUUUUUUUCUAAUGGGGGAUUUUGCGACAUUUGAACAUUAAUAUGUAAAUAUUGAGAUGAAUUCUUUAUAUAUGCAAAUGAAUAAACGGGGUUACAUGUAUAUUAUAUAGUUUAUUGUGGUUAUUAUAGCCUUUUGUGUUU